AUGUUCCAUUUGCGAGCUAAAAAGCUUGUGCACUGUGUAUUCCCCAAACCUUGUACUAUGGUACCGAAUCUUUAUUGCACUUCAACCGCACAACCUGAACAACCACAAACCAUAGCCAGAAACAUAAACCCACAAAUACACACUCUUUCCUUACAAGGCAAUCUUGAAGAAGCACUUUCACUUGUUUACACCCACCCUUCUCUAUCCCUACAAGACUAUGCCUUUCUGUUCCAUGCUUGUGCUCAGAAAAAAUGGAUCCAACAAGGCAUGACAUUGCACCAUUACAUAUUUAGCAAACACCCCACAAUUCAAAAUGAUCUUUUUCUCACUAAUAACCUCUUAAACAUGUAUUGCAAGUGUGGCCAUUUAGAUUAUGCUCACCACCUGUUUGAUGAAAUGCCUAGGAGAAACUUUGUUUCUUGGACUGUUCUCAUUUCUGGAUAUGCUCAAUUUGGUUUGAUCAGAGAGUGUUUUGCUUUAUUCUCUGGCAUGUUGGCUUGUUUUCGCCCCAAUGAAUUUGCUUUUGCAAGUGUGCUUAGUGCUUGUGAGGAGCAUGAUGUCAAAUAUGGCUUGCAGGUACAUGCUGUUGCUUUGAAAUUUUCGUUGGAUUUCAAUGUAUUUGUUGCAAAUGCUCUUAUUACAAUGUAUAGUAAGUGCUCUUAUGGUUUCGGUGGAGGCUAUGAUCAAACUUUGGAUGAUGCGUGGACUGUGUUCAAGUCAAUGGAGUAUAGAAAUCUUAUAUCUUGGAAUUCAAUGAUUUCAGGUUUUCAGCUUCGCGGCCUUGGGGACAAAGCCAUUGGUCUGUUUGCAUAUAUGUACUGCAAUGGAAUUGGGUUUAACAGUGCCACACUACUUGGUGUUUUCUCUUCUUUAAAUCAACGCAAUAAUACUUUGGAUGACAUCAUCACACAUCUGAGGAACUGUUUUCAAUUGCACUGUCUCACUAUUAAAAGUGGUCUUAUUUCAGAAGUUGAAGUGGUAACUGCAUUGGUAAAAUCCUAUGCAAAUCUAGGGAGUCACAUUUCGGACUGUUACAAGCUCUUCCUUGAUACAAGUGGCCAACAUGAUAUUGUGUCAUGGACUGCUAUUAUUUCUGUGUUUGCAGAGUGCAACCCUGAGCAGGCUUUCCUUCUUCUCUGUCAACUUCAUCGAGAAAAUAUUGUGUUGGACCGGCAUACAUUCUCAAUCGCCUUAAAAGCUUGUGCCUACUUUGUGACUGAGCAAAAUGCAACGGCAGUUCAUUCACAAGUAAUUAAACACGGGUUUCAGGACGACACAGUUGUUUCAAAUGCCUUGAUACAUGCUUAUGGGAGGUGUGGCUCCUUAGCUUUGUGUGAACAAGUAUUUGACGAAAUGUGUCGCCGUGAUUUGGUUUCUUGGAAUUCAAUGCUCAAGUCUUAUGCCAUGCAUGGUCGAGCUAAAGAUGUGGUAAAGCUCUUCAAACAAAUGGAUGUCCAACCAGAUUCUGCAACCUUCGUUGCACUUCUUGCAGCAUGCAGUCACGCUGGGCUUGUUGAAAAAGGAGUGGAAAUCUUCAACUCUAUGACUGAAAAUCAUGGUAUUUCUCCUCAACUAGAUCAUUAUGCCUGCAUGGUUGACCUCUACGGACGAGCUGGGAAACUAUUUGAGGCAGAGGAGUUGAUAAAUAAAAUGCCAAUGAAACCUGAUUCUGUGAUUUGGAGUUCAUUACUUGGAUCUUGCCGGAAGCACGGUGAGGCUGGCUUGGCCAAAUUGGCAGCUGAUAAAUUUAAAGAGUUAGAUCCUAAAAACUCGUUGGCGUAUAUACAGAUGUCAAACAUAUACUCCUCUGGAGGUAGUUUUAUUGAAGCUGGCCUUAUGAGGAAGGAAAUGAGAGACUCUAAAGUGAGAAAAAGACCUGGAUUAAGCUGGGUUGAGGUUGGGAAGCAGGUUCAUGAGUUCACAUCUGGUGGCCAACAUCAUCCGAAAAGAGCAGCUAUAUUGAGCCGGCUGGAAACAUUGAUUGGACAGUUGAAAGAAAUGGGCUAUGCUCCAGAGAUUAGCUCUGCGUUGCAUGACAUUGAACUGGAGCACAUAGAAGACCAAUUGUUUCAUCACAGUGAGAAGAUGGCAUUGGUAUUUGCUACAAUGAAUGAAGCAAAUUUCCCUGGUGCUGGAAAUGUCAUUAAAAUAAUGAAGAAUAUCCGUAUUUGUGUUGAUUGUCAUAACUUUAUGAAAUUAGCAUCAAAACUGUUUCAUAAGGAGAUUGUUGUAAGAGAUUCGAAUCGCUUUCACCAUUUCAAAUAUGGAACAUGCUCUUGUAAUGACUACUGGUAA
Molecule: messenger RNA, 2295 nt
Organism: Lathyrus sativus (Indian pea)
Lineage: Eukaryota; Viridiplantae; Streptophyta; Magnoliopsida; Fabales; Fabaceae
Source: the annotation of a GenBank genome assembly